This is a messenger RNA of Nerophis lumbriciformis (worm pipefish), 531 nucleotides long. Lineage: Eukaryota; Metazoa; Chordata; Actinopteri; Syngnathiformes; Syngnathidae. The record is from RefSeq and is a predicted model, not a curated record.
ACGCUGCAGUAUUUCCACACUGCGUCCUCUCAAGUUCCAAACUUCCCAGCGUAUGUGAGUGUUGGUUAUGUUGAUGGAGUUGAGAUUAGUUACUAUGACAGCAACAUCAGGAAAACAGAAUCCAAACAGGGCUGGAUGAACAAAAUCACAGCAGAGGAUCCAAAAUACUGGCAGAGACAAACAGAGAUCAGUGUUGGUAAUGAGUUUACUGACAAACAAAGCCUUGAAGUUCUUAAGAAGCGUUUCAACCAAACUGGAGGUGUUCACAUUUUCCAGUGGAUGUCAGGAUGUGAAUGGAAUGAUGAGACUGAUGAGGUUAAAGGUUGGCGUCAGGAAGGUUAUGAUGGAGAAGAUUACAUAUCGUUGGACAUGAAGACAUGGACAUAUACUGCAGCAAAACCACAAGCUUUCCCCGACAAACUCAAGUGGGACCAAGAAAAAUUUAGACUAGAACACCAUAAGUAUUAUUUCACUGAGCAUUGUCCUUCUUACUUGAAGAAGCAUGUGAAGAAUGGGAAGAAGUUCCUAAUG